AUGGCAGAUGACAGGACAAUGAGGCGCAUCAGGCACCUGUCCGAUGCCUUGGAGGGGAGCCCCAGAUCCGAUUGCUCCACACCCCUGCAGCGGCAGGGGUGUCGGGCGGACGAGCUGCAUGAGGCCCCCAACAAGGUUGUCACCGCCGACGAGGCGGUAGCGCGCAUCAAGGACGGCAGCAUUGUUACUGUUGCUGGCUUUGUGGGCAGCGGUCCUCCAGACAGUCUCUUCAAGGCACUGCGCCAACGCUACGACUCCACAAGCACCCCUCGCAACCUCAGCAUCAUCUUCCUCGCAUCAGUGGGAAACAGCAAGGGCGCCGGGCUGGAUGUCCUGGCCACUGAAGGCUUGGUGGAGGCCGUCACGUAUGGCUGGAUCGGCUCUUGUCCCAAGCUUGGAAGGAUGGUCCUGGAGAACAAGAUCCGGGCACACAACCUGCCCCUGGGAGUGUUGAGUCACAUGAUGCGCGACAUAGCUGCCAAGAGGAUCGGCCCCAUCACCAAGACAGGCCUCGGCACCUUUGUGGAUCCUCGGGAGAAGGGUGGCAAGCGCAACAGCCGGACGACAGAGGACGUGGUGUCCCUGAUGACCCUGAACGGCGAAGAGUACCUCCACUACAAGCCGCCGCGGCGCAUCGACGUCGCCCUGCUGCGUGGCACCACCGCCGACCUGGCGGGCAACGUGUCCUUCGAGCGCGAGGUGCUGUACCUGGACCAGCUGCACCAGGCCAUGGCGGCGCGCAACAGCGGCGGCUUGGUGAUCGUGCAGGUCGAGCGGGUGGUGGACCGGCACAGCCUUCCCUCCCGCGCAGUCCACCUGCAUGCCUCACUGGUGGACCUGAUCGUGGUGGCAGAGGCUGCCGACCACCCCCAGUCCUACGCGCCAGGGGCCUACGACGGAGCGCUCAGCGGCGAGGUUCGGGCGCCCCUGCAUGCCAUUGCCCGCCUGCCCAUGAACGAGCGCAAGAUCAUCGCGCACCGAGCCUUCCUGGAAAUAGACACCCUGCACUGCCUGGUCAAUCUAGGCGUCGGCAUUCCCGAGGGCGUGGCCGUGCUGAAGGCCAGCCAUGGGCGCGACAACCCUGCCGGUGCCACGGCCACGCUGACCACCGAGGCGGGCGUGUUUGGCGGGAUCCCGGCGGGGGGCCUGCGUUUCGGGUCGGGGUACAACUGCGAGGCCCUGGUCCCCACCGCCUCCAUGAUCGACUUCUACUCGGGGGGUGGCGUGGACGUGUGUGUGCUGGGCAUGGCAGAGGUGGAUGGGGCGGGGAACGUCAACGUGCAUAACUUUGGGACGCGGGCGCCGGGCUGCGGCGGCUUCAUUGACAUCUCCCAGUCCAGCAAGAAGUGCGUGUUUGUGGGGACCUUCACCUCCGGCGGGCUCAAGGUGAGCAUCCAGGGCGGCAAGCUGGUGAUCCUGCAGGAGGGCAGGACCAGGAAAUUCAUCAAGGCUGUCGUGGAAAAGACGUUUGCGGCGGCGCUCUCCCAGGGACGACCCGUGCUGUAUGUCACCGAGCGUGCCGUCUUUAGGCCCCUAGUGGGCGAGGGUCGCCUGGAGCUGGUGGAGGUCGCGCCUGGCGUGGACAUAGCGCGUGAUGUCCUUGCACACAUGGACUUUGAGCCUGUGGUCCGCCAUGUCAAGCUCAUGGACCCCAGGAUCUUCCAGGCCUGA
Molecule: messenger RNA, 1671 nt
Organism: Auxenochlorella protothecoides
Lineage: Eukaryota; Viridiplantae; Chlorophyta; Trebouxiophyceae; Chlorellales; Chlorellaceae
Product: Acetate CoA-transferase YdiF
Exons: 10
Coding region: 1-1671 (556 amino acids)
Biological process (GO): ketone body catabolic process
Molecular function (GO): CoA-transferase activity
Source: RefSeq, a predicted model, not a curated record